AUGGUCGAUCCAUCUGGAGUGAAACAAUCUGCUGAUGGUAAAUUUCAACUGCUCUUAUGCGGAGUUUGUCACAAAAGGAUUCGCAAGGGAAAACGACCUGCUCUCAGUCUUGCGAACCGUACGUUUUUAGGAGAUGUACCUGAUGAAUUGAAGGAUCUGACAGUCGUCGAGGGAAGCGAUGAUUGCUCGCUGGUGUGCAAAGUGCUGGAUUGUUCAGACCUGCAACUUUCUACUAAUCAACGCGGGAUUAAGGGUCACAUAAUUAUCUAUCCUCAGUGCCCGGAAGGGAUUGCGAAAGUCUUACCUCCACCUGUGGCUGAUAUUAUCACUCCGAUCUGUGUUAUUUUUGUAGGCUCAUGUCCUCCAACUCGCGCAUGGCUUGAAGAAAAGGCGAAGCCUUUGAUAGCUCGUAGAGAAAAGGUUCGCGCUGCAUUAGUUUGGCUGAAAACACACAAUCGUUUGUAG
Messenger RNA from Suillus subalutaceus, 465 nucleotides. RefSeq lists its product as uncharacterized. NCBI's taxonomy places the organism in Eukaryota, Fungi, Basidiomycota, Agaricomycetes, Boletales, Suillaceae. The record is from RefSeq and is a predicted model, not a curated record. The transcript has 2 exons. The coding region runs from base 1 to 465 and encodes 154 amino acids.